UUUUUUAUUAUUAUUGAAUAAACUAAAUCAUAGAACAGAUAGCUUGAGACAACUAAACUAACUGGUAAUCAAUAAUUUAAAAAAAAAAUAAAACGAUAUGAAAUCUUCAAUAGGGUUAGUAAUUCAAUUAUCAUUAGUAUUAUUACUAUUGGUAUUGAAUUUGUCUAAUCAGUCACUAAUCGAUAAUGGUUUACCAAAUUUGCCACAGAUCCAGGCACCGGUAUCACUACCCGUUGUUGUCAAUCAACCUAAUAUACCGGCUGAAUGGGAUUGGAGAAAGUAUGGUAUAGUAACACCAGCUAGAAAUCAGGGAGCGUGUGGUUCGGGUUGGAGUUUGUCAUCAGCCGAAGCACUCGAAAGUCAUCUAAUGAAGGUUCAGAUCGCUGAGGGAAAGUUUGAUCCGAAAAAACAAUUGUCAUUAAGUGAACAAAAUCUGAUCGACUGUUCCCGUCAUUACGGAACGGAAGGUUGCAAUGGAGGUUCUUCUAGAGAUGCCUUUAAAUACGUAAAUCAAACUAAAGGACUCAAUACUAACGAUGACUAUCCAUAUACUGGAAAAGACGACAGUUGUCACUAUAAUAAAGAAAAACGUGUCGAUAUCGACAUCAAAGAAAUCAAACGCAUAACUACAGGGUCUGAUCAGGAAUUGGUGUCAGCUAUCUAUACAUACGGACCGGUCACUGUUGCCGUUCAUUUGACCAAUAAAUUUCUCAAUUAUAGUUCCGGUAUUUUAGAUGACAUCACAUGUAAUGCCGAACAGAUUAGCGGUUUAUUGCUUGCCGUUGGUUAUACUCCCGAGUAUUUUAUACUCAAAAACAAUUGGGGCACAAAAUGGGGUGAAAAUGGUUUUGUAAGACUGUCCCGUUCAAAGGUCAACAAUUGUGGUGUCAGCGAACAGGCCUACUAUCCAGUGCUGGCCAAUGAUGUCGGAACCGAUAAAAUCAGAGACAAACUAAAAGAAGUCAAAUAAAUUUAAUUUGAAUAUAUUAUAACAUAUUACUGUAAAUUAUAUAUAUAUUUGUACUGUAUUAUUAUAAUUA
Messenger RNA from Oppia nitens, 1040 nucleotides. RefSeq names its product procathepsin L-like. Lineage: Eukaryota; Metazoa; Arthropoda; Arachnida; Sarcoptiformes; Oppiidae. The transcript has 8 exons. Gene Ontology annotation, cellular component: lysosome. Gene Ontology annotation, molecular function: cysteine-type endopeptidase activity. The record is from RefSeq and is a predicted model, not a curated record. Bases 98 to 970 code for a protein of 290 amino acids.